Onychostoma macrolepis is the source of this 6198-nucleotide messenger RNA. RefSeq names its product potassium inwardly rectifying channel subfamily J member 12b (gene kcnj12b). Lineage: Eukaryota; Metazoa; Chordata; Actinopteri; Cypriniformes; Cyprinidae. The coding region runs from base 938 to 2206 and encodes 422 amino acids. Gene Ontology annotation, cellular component: plasma membrane. Gene Ontology annotation, biological process: potassium ion import across plasma membrane; regulation of monoatomic ion transmembrane transport. The transcript has 2 exons. Gene Ontology annotation, molecular function: inward rectifier potassium channel activity. The record is from RefSeq and is a predicted model, not a curated record.
GCAAAUGUCCUGGUUCUGUCACCAUCCUUGCAUGUGCAACCCAAACCAAAGAGCCAGCCUCUUAAAAACGAUUAUUCAUCUGAGAGCAUGUUCACACACACAUACACUAACCUUAUGCAAACACUAUGAAAAACAGUGCGCACGAAUCCGUGUUCCCAACUAACAGAAACCACACAAAACCCUCAAACACAAAGGAUUUUUUUUGCCAUUUGUCAGUCUGUAAUGUAUUCAGCCGACGUAGAGGGCAGUAAAAUGUACUUAUUUUGGGUUUGAGCAUGAACACCAGGCUGCUUUUCAAGAGCUCUGUGUUUGAGGUAGCAUCGGUGAGACCGUGGUCCCUGCAAAUGCCAACUUCAGAGAGAGAGAGAGGGAGCAAACGAGAGAGCGAGAGAGUGUGAAAAACUGCAGCAAAGAUCAGAUAGCAGACAAGGGUGAGAGAGAGAAAAAAGGAGAGAGUGAGCAGUGUUUUAAACGUUCAAAGAGAGAAUCAUUGGCGAGGUGUCGCACUGAAACAUUAGGGAAUCACUGGACAUGCCAGACCCUCAGGGAUGACCAAGGAAGAUUACUGGAACGUCGGAUCAACGCUAGGGAACGUUAACGGAACAUUCUGAGGCUGUUAGCUUAUAAUCUGCAGCCUUUAGAUAAGAACCUCCUUCGAAUACAUGCGUACAUGUGUGCGAGUUUCCAUCUGUGUAUGUGACGCUAAAGAUGAGGACCUCGCUGGACAGUCAGGAUCCCUUUUUUUCUUUAAAACGGUGAUUUUUCCUGAAGAGGAACUGUGAGGAACUCAGUGGAAUCAUGCUUUAGCUCAACUUCAGAUCUCUUUCUUGUAUAUUUCCAUGCACACAAAGGGAAGAAAAAAGGCAACGCAAACUGAUCCAGAGCUGCUUUGCUACUCUCGCUCACUUACGGACUGGUUCUGGUUGGGCAGAGUGGCAUGAGUGUGGGCAAGCCCCACCGCUACAACACCGUGUCAUCGUCGGAGGAGGACGUGUACCAGCACGGCAACAUGCCCGCCCUCGGCAAUGGCUUUGGUAAUGGCAAGAUCCAGACGCGCCGGAAGGUGCGGAGCCGCUUCGUAAACAAGACAGGCCAGUGCAACGUCAGUUUCGCUCACAUGGACGAGCAAUCUCAGCGCUACCUCGCCGACAUCUUCACCACCUGUGUGGACAUCCGUUGGCGCUGGAUGUUUGUCCUUUUCUCUCUUGCAUUUGUCCUGUCCUGGCUUGCGUUUGGUUUCGCCUUCUGGCUUAUUGCUCUUAUCCACGGUGACUUAGACCGGCCCAUUAAAGAUGACUUCACACCAUGUGUUAUGCAGGUCAACAGCUUUGUUGCAGCAUUUCUGUUCUCAGUUGAGACGCAAACAACAAUCGGCUACGGAUUCCGCUGCGUAACCGAGGAGUGUCCCUUAGCGGUGUUCAUGGUCGUCUUCCAGUCCAUCGUGGGUUGCAUCAUUGACUCUUUCAUGAUCGGUGCCAUCAUGGCCAAAAUGGCGCGACCUAAGAAACGGGCAGAAACGAUACUGUUCUCACACAAUGCUGUCAUCGCAAUGCGCGAUGGGAAGCUGUGCCUCAUGUGGCGGGUUGGGAACUUGAGGAAAAGUCACAUCGUAGAGGCUCAUGUGCGGGCGCAGCUUAUUAAGCCCCGAAUCACAGAAGAGGGCGAGUACAUACCUCUCGAUCAGAUCGACAUCAAUGUGGGUUACGACCAAGGUCUCGACCGCAUCUUCUUGGUUGCUCCUCUCACCAUCCUCCACGAGAUAAACGAGGAGAGUCCUCUGUAUGGAAUCAGCAAGCAGGACCUGGAGACAUCCGAUUUUGAGAUUGUGGUCAUACUGGAAGGGAUGGUCGAGGCGACUGCGAUGACUGCUCAGGUGCGCAGCUCCUACCUGGCCAGCGAGAUCUUAUGGGGCCAUCGUUUUGAGCCCGUGGUGUUUGAGGAACGCAGCCAGUAUAAGGUGGACUAUUCGCACUUUCAUAAGACCUACGAGGUUCCCUCCACGCCACGUUGCAGUGCCAAAGACAUGGAGGAGAACAAGUCCUUGGAGUCCGCUGCCAACUUCUGCUAUGAGAACGAGUUAGCCUUCAUUAGUAGGGAUGAAGAGGAGCAAGAAGAGGACAGGGGUGAGAGGGGGACUGAGCUAGAGACCCUUUCAGCCAAUCUGAACUUCGAUCAGAGGUCAUAUCACAAAGAAUCCGAAAUAUGACCCUUGAUUGUCACCUUAAAGACUUUGCUUUAUUGUAGAUUCAGCCUAUUCUUCUAGUGUCGGUUGUAACGGUUAGCUACAGAGCAAUGCAAGUGCCAUAUGAAACCUUGACCCACUGUCCUAGAGCCAUGCUGUAGUUUGGGGCAGGUCAGGAAAAGAAAGUGCUUUUUGUAGUUGUUGGAAAAGCGAGGCCUUCCUGUAGGAAAACUUGAAAUCUGAUUAUAUGUUUCAUACUGUAGUUUGAAGUGAUAGCUUUAAGUAGUAUCAUUAUGCAAUACUAAGCUAGCCUGGGUGCCAUAUUGACUAAAUCUCUCUCUUGUUAACAGAAUUUGCACAAAAUAGGUUGUCAACCACUAGUGUGUUCGCUUUGAUAUAGAGUAGAACAUGAUACACUUGUUUUGAUGUGAUUUACAGCAAUAAAGUGACUUGAAGACAUUUAUCCAUCAUGCUCUCCAUAUUCAACUGAUACUUUUCCCUUUACGUCAGAGCAAACACUGCAAUGUCUGGUAGUUUUAUUUUUACCGUGUAAUGAGGUACUACUUUAGAGGUGUGUGAAAGAUAAUUAACACCUACACAGACGCUGAUUUACUGCUAACUGACAAUGAGCAAAAUGGUUCCCAGGCUAGCAAAUAGCAAAGACACAAAGCUAUUUAUUCAGUAUUAGAAAGCGAGUAGAAAAUAUAUACUGUGUGAGUGGAUGAAUGAAAGAUAAGGUAUGAUGGGAUACAGUUAAACUUUUUUUUUUUUCAUAACAAACCACCAUUCAACAUUCAUGCUCAGGCCAGACACCCUUGAAUAAAACCACUUGUAUACUUACAAAUGACAGCCAGAGGAAAAACAACAGUUUCAUGUUGCUUCAGUGCCAUAUUAAACCCAUAAGUUAUGGAUUUCUACGUGUUGUAGCCAAAUUUUGAAGCUUUAAAACAAGAUAUUUACAACAUUACAUGUUUUGCUAAAGCAACAGUUACAUUGUGCUAGUGUGUGUGUGUUUUAUGAGGUAUGAACUUCAGUUUGACCUUUCUUUAUUGGUGUUUCUUUCCUCAGUAUCAAAACAGCUGCCCACUUGCGAAUGUGAAAGGAAAUGAUCAAUACUAAAAGCUAUUUCUAUGGUAGAUGUUAAAGAAUGAAAAGUCAGUAUUGGAUUAAGGGCACACUGCAAAAAACUUUUUUUUUUUUUGAAUCAGUAUUUUCACCUUGUAAAGAAAAGCAAUAUAAUUUGUCUUGACAAGUAAAUUCACUAAAUUUGAAACGUUGAGCAUAAUACUACAAAUCCAUUUAAUUAUGCAAGUAGUUUUUUUUAACCUAAGAGCUUUCAGAAAUUAAUUUCAACAAGCAACUAACAACAGACCAACACCAACCACCCACCUCUGGUAUCUUACACGAUAAUUAGUGAUCUUGACAAUCUCGCUCCUUUUCACAAUUAGAGCAAAGUGAAUGGAAGAGGUGAGAACGAAAGCCAGAGACAAAGGAGGAACAAAGGAGAGAGCGUUCUCCCACUCACCUCAUCCAUCACUUUGCUCUGUGGGGGCAAAUAAGUGUGCCUGAUUAAAUAAAGAAGGCAUUAUAUAAGAUAAUUUAAAUAAAUUAAACGUUUCAUCAAGGUAGAUUAUAGCCAAAGUCAUCCUCUUUCGCAGAGAAGAGAGGAAAAAAAGAUGAUCCUCUCGACAUCAUCCUCUCCAAAAAUACAGUACCACACUAAACUACGUCAUGAAACCAUCAUAUAACCCACAGUCGCACAGUUUAUUGUUUUUAAAAGUCCGUCUGGUUAUGAAAGGAAAAUGGAGUCAUUAUUCACACUAUUUUAUGCAGCCGCAUGGCUGUUUUCAGGUCACGUCCUCAUAUCCUCUUCAGCUGGGUUUCUGAGGGUGAAAGUGAGUCAGCUCACGGUGAUUUCAGCUCUUCAGAAAAGGCGGCAAGAUAGAUAUAAAACAGUGAGGUACUUUAUAGCAAAUGAGCUUAGCCCUGCAGGAAAAACCAGGUCAUACCAGUUUAAGGUGCUCAAGCUGAUUUUUGGAUUAUGCUAGCUGUUUUUUUUUGCUGGUCUAGAGAGGUAUCUAACCAGCUUGACAACAUGUUAUAACCAAGACCAGCAGGUUUUCCAGAUGCAUGGUCAACCAAGCAGCUUUUGAGUGAGUUAAAAACCACUAAUGAUCAGCUUGGACCAGAUACCAUAUAAACCCACCUACGACAAGAUCUGGAUUUUCCAGCAGAGAGGGGAAAAAGUGGUGAUACUGAUAAAGACAACACAGAAAUUCAAAAUCUGAAACGCAAUACAAAUCUUCUUCUCAGCAAUAGGAUCCAGAAGUGUACCUUACUCAAUCAGAACUACCGGCACGAUUUACAUUCUAAUAUUGAACAGAACUAAGUAAUAAACCCGAGCACAGAUGCGUAACUUUGUGCAGAUGUAUGUUAGAUUUGAGGUUAUUUGCAGCAAUGAGUUCCAGGUAAAUAGGUGCAAUGUAUAACCAUAAAGCAUCAAAUCUCACCUCAAGCUGAAUGAAGUAACUGAAUUGCAUAAUUUAAACACGGAGAGAGAGAAUCAGGAAACUAAUUCAACACUGGCAUGGCAUGAGGAUACAGCUAAGGAAAAAAAAACUGAUCCAUCAACAGUAAAACACAUUUAGAUGAAUCAUUUUCUGUCAGAAGCUGUGUAAUCUAGCAUGAAGCAAAUGUCAUUGUAAUGUGAGGGAGUGAAGUGCGAGUAUUCAAUGAUUAAUAUCUCCACACUCUUAAUACUCAACUGUAUUUAAGUACAAAAAUGACUAAAAAAGAAAGUAGAGUGAAAUCUAAUUUGAGCAAUAGGUGAAGCUCAUGACUUUACAAUUAUAAAAUAUUCAAAUGCUGUUUUAUAACAAAUCUUGCUAUUGAGCUAUGGGUAUCCUGCUGUCUGUCAUCGGAAGAGAAUCGUAAUACAUAACCAUGGUGACAAAUGUAACCACGGAAACAGUCUAUCUAUAAUUACUGGACGUAUAGGCCCAUCUAUAGACUUGUUUCUCUGGCGUUCCACUGUUGCACCACCAUGCACCUUAAAAUUACACCAUUUAUUAAUUAAAUCUCAUUAAUUAACAAUAAAUGCAAUUGAAUAAUAAUGUAAAUUCAAAAUUCAGACUUAAAAAUUCCAUUCAAUAUAAAGCAAAUGCCAAUUGACGAUCAACAUUUGAUCUUUAAACAACAUGAGAAUUAUGAAUUGCAAUCUUAAAGACUAAGAAUUAAUGAAGUGAACAUCCAGUAUAGGCUGCAUACUCUGUUCCAAUGGCCAGUAGGAGGGAGAGGAAGUCCACACGCCCCAGUAUCAUCGGUCAACGUCUGUGCUUUGUGUUCCACCCCAGGGAACGUCUCUAAUUGCGUCUCUCUUUUAGUACAUUAUAACUAUGGGAACCAGAAGCAUGUGUGCCCUAUACGUUCAAGCCUAAAAGCUUUGAGAAUAUUUGUCACAUACAAAGGUCAAAGAGAUCAUGUACAUUUGCCUUCUGAGAAGGCUGGUAAUUAAUGCCAAAUAUAACACAAAACCAGGAGGGGAACAUGGAACCACGGAUUCAGCAUUUACACGUCUACUCGAGCACUCCUUACAUAAUCCAUGAAAAUGGCAACAAUGUAGGGAUUUCGAAUCUAGUUCUGAGUAGUCACGGUUUGACAUUAUUGUUUUAAAACUACUUCAUGUGAACAUUAAGUUUUGAUAGAGCCCAAGACUUUUGGAAAGAUAAAACGAUCAACAUGCACAUCACAGAAAAACAGCACACUAUGACGCAGACAAGAUUUCUUCUCAGCAAUAGAAUCCAGAAAUGCACCUUAAUCAAUCCCAAGCGCAAAAUCGGGGGAUUUACAUUCUAAAAUUAAACAGGAAAAGUAUUAAACCCGAGUAGUCACGUCACUUUGUGUAGCUGGAUGAAAGAGAGUGUGAAACCAUGAGGAUAUAUACACCACUGAGUUCCAGGAAAACAGGUGCAUUUUACAACCAUUGAUCUGUAUCAAAUCUCACCUUCAACUGCAUG